This is a messenger RNA of Schistocerca serialis cubense, 974 nucleotides long. Its product is annotated as tubulin alpha chain-like. The record is from RefSeq and is a predicted model, not a curated record. Gene Ontology annotation, biological process: microtubule cytoskeleton organization; mitotic cell cycle. Gene Ontology annotation, molecular function: GTP binding; structural constituent of cytoskeleton. NCBI's taxonomy places the organism in Eukaryota, Metazoa, Arthropoda, Insecta, Orthoptera, Acrididae. Bases 18 to 974 code for a protein of 318 amino acids. Gene Ontology annotation, cellular component: cytoplasm; microtubule. The transcript is spliced from 5 exons.
UUCAACCAAGAUUACAUAUGAAGACUACAUUCUAUGACAGAUCAGACGUGACCCGUCGAGUAAUUGGUCCACGUGCAGUUCGUUUUUUACAUUCCGUGGAAGCUUGGUUGCAGAACCUCGGACGGCACAUAGCCGGCGUCGAUCCUUGGACAGUCCAGGUAUCUACUGCUGUCGUUGAGCCAUACAACUCAAUCCUGAUGACACACAGCAACAUGGAAUAUUCAGAUUGUUCCUUCAUGGUAGAUAAUGAAGCUAUCUAUGACAUCUGUCGACAGAAAUUGGACAUAGACAGACCAACAUAUAAAAAUUUAAAUCGUCUCAUCAGUCAAGUGGUGUCUUCAGUAACAGCUUCUCUACGCUUUGAUGGUGCACUUAAUGUUGACCUAAAUGAAUUCCAGACCAACUUGGUGCCAUAUCCACGUAUCCACUUUCCACUAACAGCAUAUGCACCUGUACUGUGUACUCAUAAGUCAUUCCACGGUGGAAUGACAGUUCCUGAGAUAACUGCAGAGUGUUUUGAGCCUGACAAUCAGAUGGUUAAAUGCAAUCCUCGCAAUGGAAAAUACAUGGCAUGCUGCUUGCUCUAUAGAGGGGAUGUUGUACCCAAGGAUGUGAAUGCUUCUAUUGAAAUGCUCAAAUCAAGGACUGGUAUUCAGUUUGUUAAAUGGAGCCCAACUGGAUUCAAGAUUGGCAUCAACUAUCAGCCUCCAACAGCAGUGCCAGGAGCUGAUCUUGCACAAGUUCAAAGAGCUGUUUCUCUACUAAGUAACACAACUGCUAUAGCAGAAGCUUGGGCAAAGUUGAAUCACAAAUUUGACUUGAUGUACAACAGACGUGCUUUUGUUCACUGGUAUGUUGCAGAAGGAAUGGAAGAGGGUGAAUUUGGUGAAGCUCGUGAAGAUCUAGCAGCACUUGAAAGGGAUUAUGCAGAAGUAGCUAAUGAUUCAUCUGAUAAUAUGUUAGAAGAAUUUUAG